Cucumis melo (muskmelon) is the source of this 1101-nucleotide messenger RNA. Its product is annotated as AT-hook motif nuclear-localized protein 28-like. NCBI's taxonomy places the organism in Eukaryota, Viridiplantae, Streptophyta, Magnoliopsida, Cucurbitales, Cucurbitaceae. The transcript is spliced from 2 exons. Gene Ontology annotation, cellular component: nucleus. Gene Ontology annotation, molecular function: minor groove of adenine-thymine-rich DNA binding; DNA-binding transcription factor activity. The record is from RefSeq and is a predicted model, not a curated record. Bases 75 to 905 code for a protein of 276 amino acids.
AAUUCCCAAUUUUUUCAUUUUCCAACAUUCAUUUUCUCUCUUCAACGGUUCAACUUUGACCACGAGAGUUUCCUAUGGCGGACUACGGCGGAGCUAUUUCCCUAUCCCACCAACCUCCGACUUCCUCUUCCUCCUCCGACGACCACAGCCCUCCAACCAGACCUCAGACAAAACCCAACAAAACCCCUAUCUCCGGUGCCGCCUCGUCAGCAGACACCUCAACCAUGAAAAAGCCACGUGGAAGGCCACCUGGAUCAAAGAACAAACCAAAGCCUCCAAUAGUGAUAACCAAAGAGAAUGAAUCAAGCAUGAAGCCCGUUGUCAUCGAGAUCUCAGCUGGAAACGACGUCGUCGAUACCCUCCUUCAUUUUGCACGAAAACGACAUGUCGGCCUCACUGUCCUUAGCGGCUCUGGUUCUGUUUCAAAUGUUACGUUACGACAUCCAAUGUCUCAUUCGACAUCUUUAUCACUUCAUGGACCUUUCAGCCUGGUUUCUCUUUCUGGAUCUUUUCUUGCUAAUACGACGCCGUUUUCCUCUAAACCUCAUUCUCUUUCUCCUUCUCCUUCUCCUUCUCCUUCUUCCUCUUUUGGAAUUUGUCUUGCUGGUGCUCAAGGUCAGGUGUUUGGAGGCAUAGUUGGCGGAAAAGUCACGGCAGCGAGUCUUGUGGUGGUGGUUGCAGCGACAUUUAUAAAUCCAGUGUUCCAUCGACUGCCAAGCGAGACAGCGGCAGAGGACGACGAGGGGAUUGAUAUGGCAAAACCCACCAUCAACGCUACCGAUGAAUCACCCGUCACAGCGACUACAACAAGCUCGGCGACUCCAAUGACGGUUUGCGUAUACAAUGCUCCAUCACCCCCAGACCAUGCAAUGCCGUGGGUGCCGAGUUCUCGAUCAUCUUACUGAAAUCUCUAUUAGAAUAGAACAUAACAUACACAUCUUCGGUGAUAGUGAUUAUUGUCAACUAAGAACUGAUAUAACACAAAUAUGUGAUGGUAUUUGUUGGGAGGCUUAAUUGAUUGGAUUUUUUCUUGGUUAAUUGGUAGUGUGUUUAAUAUUGUGACUUUUUAAAAUAAUUUUUAUUAUGUUUUAUUUUAUUUUA